AUGUUCAAUACUGUUUCCAACAAAAAGAUUGUUGUCCUCGAGUUCGCCUUCAAGAAAGACACGAGAGAGACUCCAGCCAUUGACGUCUGCAAAGGUUUGUUAGGAGACAAGGCCCGAAUCAGCAUCUAUGAUCCACAAGUCACGGAAGAACAAAUCCAAAGAGACUUAACCAUGAACACAUUCGACUGGGACCAUCCACUUCACCUCCAACCCAUGAGUCCAACCACUGUGAAACAAGUCUCAGUUGCUUGGGACGCUUACGCUGCCACCAAAGACGCCCACGGAAUCUGCUUGUUAACCGAGUGGGACGAGUAUAAGACGCUUGACUAUGAGCGGAUUUUUGAAAACAUGCAGAAACCAGCGUUUGUCUUCGAUGGCAGAAAUGUUUUUGAUGCAGAGAAGCUGAGGAAGAUAGGGUUUAUUGUUUACUCUAUUGGUAAGCCGUUGGACCAGUGGCACAUGCCUGCUCUUGCUUAG
Messenger RNA from Arabidopsis thaliana (thale cress), 477 nucleotides. Its product is annotated as UDP-glucose/GDP-mannose dehydrogenase family protein. The coding region runs from base 1 to 477 and encodes 158 amino acids. Lineage: Eukaryota; Viridiplantae; Streptophyta; Magnoliopsida; Brassicales; Brassicaceae. Gene Ontology annotation, molecular function: oxidoreductase activity, acting on the CH-OH group of donors, NAD or NADP as acceptor; NAD binding; UDP-glucose 6-dehydrogenase activity. The transcript has a single exon. The record is from RefSeq and is marked reviewed.